Messenger RNA from Ectocarpus siliculosus, 1509 nucleotides. The record is from the annotation of a GenBank genome assembly. Lineage: Eukaryota; Phaeophyceae; Ectocarpales; Ectocarpaceae.
AUGGGCGUGGGCAGAGGGAAGGGCGAGGGUGGAGGUCGAACUGGCCGUGGCGGGCGCGGUAUCAGCGGCGGCAGAAGCAGCAGUAGCAGAGAAUCGCGGGCGCUUGUAGAUAGGGUUAAGGCGUCUGCGGCGAGCGGGUCUUGGGAGGAAGCGCUGGCUCAUGUUGCCGAGGUCAGGUCAUCAGGGUUGAAGCUCGAUGGCAGGGUGCACACCGCGGCAAUCCGUGCGGCUCUAGACGGCGGCAAAGCCCGGCCCGUUCUUGCGACGAUUGCGGCCAUGCGUGCGGACGGAUUCGUGCCCAAUAUCUCGUUGUACAACAAGGCCAUCAGCCUCUGCGGGAGACAGGGGGCGUGGGAGGACGCCGUAUUUCUGUUGCGGGACGCCCAGAGGGUAUCGUCCCCGGGGCAGCGGCGGGGGGUGGAUGUGGUGACGUUCAGCGCGGCGGUGGCCGCUUGCCGGGACGGAGGGGAGUGGCGGCAGGCGCUAGCGCUGAUGGAGGAAAUGCAGGCGGCGGGGAUCAAGCCGGAUCAGAUAGCGUACGGGACGGCGGUCAGCGCGUGUGCCAUGGCGGGCCAGUGGGAGAAAGCUGUCGCCCUGCUCGCGGACAUGCGGAGAUCCAAAUUACGUCCCGAUGUCGUUGCAUACAGCUCUGCCAUCAAGGCUUGCGGUGCCGAAGGCCGGUGGGAAGAGGCUCUCGGCCUGCUGAAAGAAAUGCAGGAAAACGGGGUCCGGCCAAAUCUCAUCACCUACACCGGAGCCAUGGAGGCGUGCGGGCGAGCGGGGCGGUGGAACAACGCUCUGGGGCUGCUCGCGGAGGUGCGAGAUCGGGGUCUGCGGCCGGACACGUUCACGCUCAAUGCCGUCAUGGACGCCCUCGGCAGAUCCGGCGAGACCGAGAAGGCGCUAGCGUUACUCGAUACGAUGCGCCCCCCUCGGCCGCGCGCGAGGCCAUCGCCCGGUACCCCCCCCGGCUUCCUGCCAUCUUCCGACCCCCCCUCCUCGUAUGACUCUCGACGGGUGCAUUCGGCGGCGACGUUGCCUACUGAUGGUGUCGAAGCCAACGACAGUAUUGACGGGCUUAAGAAUGGCGGGGGGAGGUUGUCGGGCGGGGGUGGGUGGGGGGGUGGGGGGCCCCGUGCGGACGUGUUCACGUGGAGCGCCGCCAUGACGGCUUGUAUUGAGGGAGACCAGUGGCAGAAGGUCGCCGGAAUGCUUGAGGAAAUGCGAGGGGAUGGAGUUCCACCGAACGCGAUAAACUACAACCUGGCUAUUCGAGCACUUGGAAAGGGAGGAGACUGGGAGCGCGCGACAGGCCUGCUGGAGGAAAUGAAGGAGGCGGGCGUGGCCACCGACGAAAGGGCGUUUAACGCCGCCAUUGAGGCGUGCGGCCGAGGGGGAUGCUGGGAACGAGCGGUGCGACUCGUGGACGAUAUGCACACGGAGGGGCUGGUUCCGGACAGCCUGACGUACAGGCGAGUCACGGAGCAAAUUGUGGCUCAGCCGCGGUGA